This is a messenger RNA of Danio aesculapii, 2041 nucleotides long. It is a transcript of the gene crbn, whose product is annotated as cereblon. Gene Ontology annotation, biological process: protein ubiquitination. The transcript has 11 exons. The record is from RefSeq and is a predicted model, not a curated record. Bases 16 to 1359 code for a protein of 447 amino acids. NCBI's taxonomy places the organism in Eukaryota, Metazoa, Chordata, Actinopteri, Cypriniformes, Danionidae. Gene Ontology annotation, cellular component: Cul4A-RING E3 ubiquitin ligase complex.
UGUAAACACACGGCUAUGGCUGCUGAGAGGGGCGGAGGUGACAACAACAUUAACGACGAAAUGGGGAACCAGCUACAGCUCCUGCCAGAGAAUGAAGAGGAAGAGGAGGAUGACAUGGAGACAGAGGACAGAGAUGGAGAGGAUGGGGAAAAGCCAAGUAUUAUAAACUUUGACACGAGUCUGCCAACUUCACAUGCUUAUCUUGGCUCAGAUAUGGAGGAGUUUCACGGCCGUACCCUGCAUGAUGAGGACAGUGUGCAAAAUCUGCCGGUUCUUCCCCAUGUGGCUCUCAUUUUGAUCCCGGGUCAGACACUGCCUUUGCAACUUUUCCGACCACAGGAGGUCAGCAUGUUUCGCAACCUCGUAAGCCAGGACCGCACGUUUGCAGUGCUUGCACACAGCCCUGAUCCGAGUGGAACGGAGACGAAGGCCGAGUUUGGGACGACUGCAGAAAUAUAUGCAUUUCGUGAAGAGCAGGAGUAUGGCAUAGAGACAGUGAAGAUUAAAGCUGUCGGACGACAACGCUUCAGAGUGCAUGACAUACGCACACAAGCAGACGGGAUUCGUCAGGCUAAAGUACAGAUUUUACCUGAGAGGAUUCUGCCAGACCCUUUAUGUGAACUGCAGUUCCUGCCACGCUUGCAAACACACUUGCCACAGACCAAACACACACAAACAACACCACCACCACAGAAGCGGUGCAGCCAGAACUAUAGACAGAAAAAGCUCCCUUGUGCAAGUAUGACCUCAUGGCCUCCUUGGGUUUAUGCCCUUUAUGAUUCGAAAACGCUCAUGAGCAGAGUUAAGAAACAACUGCACGAAUGGGAUGAAAACCUGAAAGACGAGUCCCUGCCUACAAAUCCCACAGAUUUCUCAUACAGGGUGGCCGCGUGCCUACCAAUAGAUGAUGCUCUACGACUACAGCUACUGAAGAUUGGCAGUGCCAUCCAGAGACUGCGCUGUGAGCUGGACAUCAUGGACAGGUGCACUUCUCUCUGCUGUAAACAGUGUCAGGAUACUGAGAUAACCAGCAAGAAUGAGAUCUUCAGUCUGUCUCUGUAUGGGCCAAUGGCAGCAUAUGUGAAUCCACAUGGUUAUGUUCAUGAGACGCUUACUGUCUACAAGGCCAGCAACCUCAACCUGAUUGGACGACCUUCCACAUUGCAUAGUUGGUUUCCAGGGUAUGCGUGGACAAUUGCUCAGUGCAGAACCUGCGGCUCUCACAUGGGCUGGAAGUUCUCUGCGGUCAAAAAGGAUCUCAGUCCUCCUCGGUUCUGGGGUUUGACACGUUCUGCUCUGUUACCAACAAUCCCACAAGGCGAAGAGGGUGUAGAGGGCUCACGUUUGCUGUGCCUGUGACUUGAUGAUCCCAGGAUAACCUACGACCUUUAACCCUGAAGCCCACAAGCAUAUGCUCCACAAGGGGUCUCCUCUAUCACUCCUAAAACACGAGACUCCAAAACCUCCCCCGAAAGAGAGAGAGAGAGCAAACGUGACUUCAUAUGUGUAGAUGUGUGCAUGAACAGGGAAAGGAAAGAAACGACAGGGAAGCAUAAGAUAAAGGAGAGGAAAGAACAACAGAAGACAAGUUGUUGCCUUCACACACCUUAUGCUGUGUAAAUGACAGCCUGAUACGUGCAAUAUCAUACCAGACGAGCUCUUUAAGAUAUUACAAUCUGUUGUAAUGCACUUAAUUUACAGUCUAGCAGUCUUUUCUUCUUUAUUACUGUCUAGAUAGCUGUCGUUGACGCUCUUUAAGUGAGAUUUCAUCUAGUUUGGAUGUUUAUAAAAUAAGUAUUGUGUUCAAAUAGGGAUAAAUCUCUAGCACCAAAGUGUGACGAUCUCAUUUAGUCAUUUUUUUUGGAGCCCACAUGACUUUAGGGACUUAAUCAUGUGUACCUCAGAUAAUUACAGUACGCCUGCAAAUCAAGGUCUAAACUUCUUGAAUUAAAUCAUUUUCCACAUGCGAUGCCCCAUGUUUUUGCUUCGGAUAUUCUGGGCACAAAACUCCUGGGUAAAAUUGGCAGGUGACGACUAAAGG